Messenger RNA from Echinostoma caproni, 1548 nucleotides. Lineage: Eukaryota; Metazoa; Platyhelminthes; Trematoda; Plagiorchiida; Echinostomatidae. The record is from the annotation of a GenBank genome assembly.
AUGGGCUCCCUCUUCAGAAGUGAGGAGAUGCAGUUAUCUCAGGUGUUUUUGCACACCGACAUCGCUUAUAUGUGCAUAUCUGAACUUGGAGAGCUCGGGCUGGUUCAGUUCCGUGAUACUGCCGCUGGGACAAGCGCUUUUCAGCGUAAAUUUGUAAAUGAAGUGAGGAGAUGCGACGAAAUGGAAAGGAAGCUCCGCUUUCUCGAAAAGGAAAUAGUAAAAGAUAAUUUCCCAAUACUUGACACGGGUGAAAAUCCCGAAGCACCUGCACCCCGCGAAAUAAUAGAUCUUGAAGGGAUUUUUGAAAAACUCGAAAAUGAACUGCGGGAAGUUAACGCCAGCGCAGAAGAACUCACAAAAGCACAUAUAAAGUUAUGUGAAGUGAAACAAAUACUCCGGAAGACGCAAAGUUUCUUUGAGGAGGUAAAUUACUCGGAUGGUCGGAUUUUAUCUUCACUCGCCGGCGUGAUUGAUAGAGAUCGCUUGCCAGCGUUUGAGCGAAUGCUGUGGCGUGCUUGCCGCGGUAACGUGUUUUUAAAGCAAGCUGAAAUAGACGAACCACUCGAGGAUCCAACCACGGGAGCCAAAGUACACAAGGCGGUAUUCUUAGUUUUCUUCCAAGGUGAUCAGUUACGCACACGUGUUAAACGUAUUUGUGAAGGUAAACUUCGCUUUCUUGGGCUUCAUUUUUUUCUUUUCGCCGAUCGUCGUAAUAUGGCUAUUGAUGUAAUGCAGAAAAUUGAGGAUUUGGAAACCGUCUUGAGCCAAACGAGACAACAUCGCCAGCGCAUCUUAGAAGCCGCGGCUAAGAAUCUACGCGUUUGGUUUAUCAAAGUGCGAAAAAUCAAAGCUAUCUAUCAUACUUUGAAUCUGUUCAAUUUGGAUGUGACCACAAAAUGUAUGGUUGGCGAAUGCUGGUGCGCAGUUAAUGACGUAGACAAGAUUCAUUUGGCUUUGCGUCGUGGUAUGGAGAGGAGCAAUAGCACACUCCAACCGAUUCUCAAUGGUCUAACAACAAGAGAAAGCCCACCUACCUACCAUCGGACCAACAAAUUUACCGCAGCUUUUCAAAAUAUAAUUGACGCUUAUGGUGUAGCACGGUACCGUGAAGUUAACCCGGCUAUUUUUCCUAUAGCUUUGAUUUUCUUGUUAUCCCAGGCGCAGAAGUCUACGAACGAGGUGUGGUCAACGUUUUUCAGUGGUCGUUACAUAAUCCUACUCAUGGGUAUCUUUUCCAUCUACACCGGAUUGAUAUACAAUGACGUGUUUUCUCGCUCGUUGAACAUAUUCGGCUCUUCAUGGUACCCGGCUUUCGACAAUGAAACCUUAUCCACAUCUGAAAGUGUUCAGUUGGAUCCGAGAACAGUGAAUCGAACGACAGAUCGCAUGUAUGCUGGCUAUCCCUACCCAUUUGGAUUAGACCCAGUUUGGCAAAUGGCUACGAAUAAAAUCAUGCUGACCAAUUCAAUCAAAAUGAAGAUGUCGAUUGUAUUGGGAGUGUUGCACAUGCUUAUGGGCGUAAUUCUGGGGGCGUUCAACCAUCGGUGA